Parnassius mnemosyne (clouded apollo) is the source of this 2230-nucleotide messenger RNA. NCBI's taxonomy places the organism in Eukaryota, Metazoa, Arthropoda, Insecta, Lepidoptera, Papilionidae. The record is from the annotation of a GenBank genome assembly.
AGAGCCGUAAAGCCAGUUAUAUAAAAAAUCACUUCACUUAUCACUUAUCAGUCAAUAAAAUAUUUUGUAAAAAUUUUUUUUUUAUAAAUUUACUAAAUACAUUUAAUUUAAUGUAAUAACAAUUUAUCUUUUGCAGUUAAUAAUCAAUUAUGUGCUAAUUACCGUAAUUAACUAUUGAACCUGAAAUGUUGCUGAGUUUAGGUUUGUUGGUGUUGACCGGGAUACUUUGGGGUUGUACCAAUCCUUUUAUCCGCCAGGGUACUAAAGGCCUGCGUUCGGUGCAAGCGGGAACAAGGCUUGGUCAGGCUUACGCCGAAAUCGUUUUUCUUUUGGGUAAUUGGCGGUAUGUAGUGCCUUUCCUGGUGAACCAGUGCGGGUCCCUAGUAUACCUGAUGGCAGUACAUCGCGCUCCACUGUCGCUAGCUGUACCUGCCUCAAACAGUUUAUCCUUUGCCUUCACUGCAAUCACGGGCUCUGUUAUUGGCGCCGAGGAACCCUUGGACUAUGGUUCAAUCCUAGGCAUAGUGUUUAUAGUGAUCGGAACUGCAUUAUGUUGUUGGGACAAAAGUUACUGAAGUCGAAGCAUGGUUCCCUCAGGAACUUUAUGGGAUUUUUUACUACUGAUAGCUUCAAUGAUAAGUUAUAGUAUUAACAGCCAGUUUGCAUUGCGUAAUAUAAAGAUAUUAGGAUAUAAUGUAAAAGAAUAAUUUAUAUUCAACAUAGAUUACAAGUAAUACUUAUUAAAAACAUUUUUGCUUUUACCACUGGUUCGGGAACUGCACUGUGAAGAACCAGCGAAAAACGCAGCGGGAUUCUAAGGCCCUUCUCCCAUUACGAUACUUGUAAGGUACGAUACUCGAGUAGAAUACUAGUUGGAUACUUGUUCGCUACCCGACGCUCGCAUAUUAUGCUACUGAAAAAUGACUAAAUUUAUCAUUUGUGCAAACUCGUUUUUGUGGACGGACGUUAUGUCGAGCGAUUCUAGUGACGAAGAAGCACUUGCAGCUUUUCUGUUUUAUAGAAACAGAAGACGUCAACGCAAGAGUAGAAAAUACUGGAUUCAUCCAUAUAUUGAAAGAAACAUAAAUUGUAGAGUUUUUGUAGCCGCACAAGAACUACAACAUGAUGAUAAUAAAUUUUUGUCUUUCUACCGAAUGUCUAAAGAGACCUACCUGCAUCUUGUUACAUUAAUAAAGCCUGCUAUACAUCAACGAAAUACUAUAUUUAGAGAGUGUGUUAGUGCGGAAGAAAGGAUUCUGAUAACCCUAAGAUAUUUGGGAUCAGGUUGUUCAUUUGUAAGCCUAGGAUUGUAUUUUGCAAGAGGAGAUAAUACAAUUUGCAAGGUCAUAGCUGAAACUACAGUUAUAAUAUGGGAGAUAUUAAAUAGAGACUAUAUGCCAUUACCAAAUGUGCAACAUUGGAAAGACAUUGCUGCUCGUUUUGAUCGCCUCUGGAAUUUACCCAACUGCUUAGGGGCAUGUGAUGGUAAACACAUCAGAAUAGAAAAAUUACCUAAUUCGGGAUCAAGUAAUUUUAAUUACAAAUCCUACCAUUCGAUAGUAUUAAUGGCAUGUUGUAAUGCCGAUGGAUUAUUUACUGUUAUCGAAACUGGCUAUGCUGGUAGGAACAGCGACGGUGGAAUCUUCAGUGCUUCCAGGAUCAAACGUUGGAUUGAACAUGGACGUCUUAAUAUUCCUUUACCUUCCAAACUUCCUAAUGACCCAUCUAACUAUGAAUUUCCAUACUAUUUUAUUGGGGAUGAGGCAUUUCCCCUUCUAUCUUACUUCAUGAGACCAUAUCCCCAAAGAACCUUAAAUGACUUGAGAAGGGUGUUUAACUACAGAAUAAGCCGAGGGAGGAAUACAAUUGAAUGUGCUUUUGGAAUGAUGACUGAGAAAUUUCAAGUAUUAAGUACAGCUAUAAGAUGUCAUACAAUAGAAAAAGUAUCAAAUAUAAUAAAAGCAGUGUGUAUUUUACACAACUUUGUUCGACAACAUGAGGGUAUUCUAUAUAGUCCAAGGGAGGUAAUACAAAACAGAUCGGUCACUAUUCCCGUUACUAUGACUAUACAACCUCAAAAUAUAGAAAUAACUGCAACUAUGUCACCACACAACCAACGAAAUUAUUUAGCAAACUACUUUAUAUCUGAGCAAGGUUCAUUGCCUUGGCAAUACCAAUACUGUUUACAAAAUACAAUGUAACAUUGAUUAAUAAACUACUUAUUAUGUAU